Molecule: messenger RNA, 621 nt
Organism: Postia placenta MAD-698-R-SB12
Lineage: Eukaryota; Fungi; Basidiomycota; Agaricomycetes; Polyporales; Adustoporiaceae
Exons: 3
Coding region: 1-621 (206 amino acids)
Biological process (GO): superoxide metabolic process
Cellular component (GO): mitochondrion
Molecular function (GO): superoxide dismutase activity; metal ion binding
Source: RefSeq, a predicted model, not a curated record
AUGUCCGGCCAGCACACCCUCCCCAACCUCCCGUACGCGUACGACGCGCUCGAGCCCUUCAUCUCCCGCCAGAUCAUGGAGCUCCACCACAAGAAGCACCACCAGACCUAUGUCACCGCCCUCAACGCCGCAGAGCAGGCCUACGCAAAGACCUCCUCCCCCAAGGAGCGCAUCGCCCUCCAGGCCGCCCUCAAGUUCAACGGCGGCGGCCACAUCAACCACUCCCUCUUCUGGCUCAACCUCGCUCCCCCGGCCUCCGAGAAGAAGGGCAACGGCGGCGCCCUCAAGGACGGCCCCCUCAAGUCCGCCAUCACGGAGACCUUUGGCUCCUUUGACCAGUUCAAGAAGGAGUUCAACACCACCACCGCGGCCAUCCAGGGCUCUGGCUGGGGCUGGCUCGGCGUGAAUCCGCAGACGAAGCGUCUCGAGAUCACCACCACCGCCAACCAGGACCCCCUCCUCUCGCACGUCCCCGUCAUCGGCGUCGACGUCUGGGAGCACGCCUUCUACCUCCAGUACCUCAACGUCAAGGUCGACUACCUCAACGCGAUCUGGAACGUCAUCAACUUCGACGAGGCAGAGAAGCGCUACCUCGAGGCCGUCGGCGGCUCCAAGCUCUGA